Molecule: messenger RNA, 2489 nt
Organism: Mesoplodon densirostris (Blainville's beaked whale)
Lineage: Eukaryota; Metazoa; Chordata; Mammalia; Artiodactyla; Ziphiidae
Gene: P2RX1
Product: purinergic receptor P2X 1
Exons: 10
Coding region: 283-1338 (351 amino acids)
Biological process (GO): monoatomic cation transmembrane transport; response to ATP
Cellular component (GO): plasma membrane; nuclear inner membrane
Molecular function (GO): purinergic nucleotide receptor activity; extracellularly ATP-gated monoatomic cation channel activity; ATP binding
Source: RefSeq, a predicted model, not a curated record
AAGGACUUGACACGUCCAGCUGGUGCCGGAAGGGGCGGUGGCCCACAGCCUCAUGCCAUCCUUGAAUGGCUCCGGCCAACUCUGGCCCCACUGCCCCCCUAAUCCCCCUGCAGGUGGGUGUUUGUCUAUGAGAAGGGCUACCAGACCUCGAGUGGCCUCAUCAGCAGCGUGUCUGUGAAACUCAAGGGUCUGGCUGUGACGAAGAUCCCAAGCCUGGGCCCCCAGGUCUGGGAUGUGGCUGACUACGUCUUCCCAGCCCAGGGGGACAGCUCCUUUGUGGUCAUGACCAAUUUUAUCGCCACCCCCCGGCAGGCCCAAGGCCACUGUGCAGAGAACCCGGAAGGGGGCACGUGCACGAAUAAUAGUGGCUGCACCCCGGGAAAGGCAGAAAGGAAGGCCCAAGGCAUCCGCACAGGCAAGUGUGUGGCCUUCAACGACAUCGUGCAUACGUGUGAGAUCUUUGGCUGGUGCCCCGUGGAGGUGGAUGACAACAUCCCAUGCCCUGCCCUUCUCCGAGAGGCCGAGAACUUCACUCUCUUCAUCAAGAACAGCAUCAGCUUUCCACGCUUCAAGGUCACCAGGCGCAACCUGGUGGAGGAGGUGGAUGCCGCCUACAUGAAGACCUGCCUCUAUCACAAGACCUUGCACCCACUGUGCCCAGUUUUCAAGCUCGGCUAUGUGGUACAAGAGUCAGGCCAGAAUUUUAGUGCCUUGGCCGAGAAGGGCGGGGUGGUAGGCAUCACCAUCGACUGGCACUGUGACCUGGACUGGCACGUGCGACACUGCAAACCCGUCUAUGAGUUCCACGGGCUGUAUGAAGAGAACAACCUGUCUCGAGGCUUCAACUUCAGGUUUGCCAGGCACUUCGUGGAGAAUGGGACCAAGUACCGGCACCUCUUCAAGGUGUUUGGGAUUCGCUUUGACAUCCUCGUGGACGGCAAGGCUGGCAAGUUUGACAUCAUCCCCACCAUGACCACCAUUGGCUCUGGGAUUGGCAUCUUUGGGGUGAUCUACCUGCGUGUGCACCUCCUGUCCCCUUCCCUCCCGAGUGAGCAGAGGGUUCCUCCUUGGAAGUCACGCCUCACCCAGCCUGGAGGCUGCCUCUCCUCUCUCCCGCUCCUCUUCUGCCUCCUCGCAGCCCACAUUUCCCUGCUGCUCUGCCUGCUCUCCGUUCACUGCCACCACCAUUCCAGAAAGACCAGUCUACACUUCCCUCUGGGUCCCACCCUCUACAGUUGGCCUCCAGCCCCUACCCCCACUUCCAGGUGCCCUUGCCAAGGUUACCAGCGGGCGUCCCUUUUGCCAAAUCCAAGCAGACACUUCAGCCCAUACCUCUGACACUGUUGGCUGAGCCACCCUUUGUUGAAAGAUUUCCUUCCAGCAGCUCCUAGGACCCACCCUCUCCAGAUUUUCCAGCCAGCCUGGGGUGUAGGGAUAAGAUAGUUUUCAAUUGCAACUCUGUCACUGUGUGUCCUCGGGCAAGUUGCUUAACUCUCCAAGCCUCCUCUGUGAGUCAGGGAUAAUAAUAGCCUCUACUCAGGUUGGGGUAAGAUAAGGUGCGUGAAGUACCUAGCACGGAGCCUGGCACACAGUACUGCUCUGCCCCUGCCUCUAUCCUCUCUUUCAAUGGCGGAGUCAGCUAGCUGUCCCCAGGUUCUUGGCUGGGUAUGUGGCUGCCUAGAAUGGAAGCUGCAUUUCCCAGCCUCCUCUUGCAGCUGGGUCUGGUCAUGUGACUGUUAUAGCUAAUUGGAUGUAUGUGGAAGUGUCAUGUGACGCCUUCUGGGAACUUUCCUUAAAAGAAAGCUGGUGCAGAUCCUUUGCCCUCUUCUUCUUCAUCCUUGUCUCCAUCCCACUGCCUGGAAUGUGUACGUGAUGGUUGGAGCUCUAGCCACCAUCCUGAAUCACGAGGACAAGAGUCAAAUCCAGAAGUGGCUGGAGUAGUGAGUGGAAAGAGACACAUCUGGGAGGUCUUUGUGGAGCACAGCUGACAUAUUGUUACCCCAAAACUGGGUUCACCUCUGGUGGGUUUUGAGCCAAAAGACACAACCAAGCCGAAGAGUGGGAGAAGGAGGCACUUAUUACUUGAGGCAAGUAAGGAGAACACUGGGGAUCUUUCCCAAAGCAGUGUCUCCCCGAAUGGCAAAAUUGUGGAAGUGUUAAGCUAGGGGUACAUGUACAUUCGUGAAGAGGCUUGGGCAGUGUACACAUCAUAGAAUUGGGGCAAAGGUUGACAGAAGCGUCAGAAAAGAUCAACAUCAUCCCUCAGGUUCUAGUUGAUCUGGUGGUUGAAGGGGGUUUAAAUUCUGCAAAACAGCUCUUUUAGGAAAGUACUUCAGGCUAAUCUGAAGUACUCAAACAGAACUGGGAGUCUUUACAACUGCUAUAUUAUCUUUGCUAUUGUUAUUUCCCCACCUGAUAACAGCUGUUUGUUCCUGCAUUCUUUUGUUCCCUUAUGAUCAUUAAUUACUGAGACCUGUUCAAGGACAAGC